UCAUUGACACCUGGUGGGUGUCAAUAUGGUUGAAUGUAGCAGAAUUAGUGUUUAUGAUAAAUGCUUUAGGGUUAGUGCAACUAAUGUUUUAGCUAGAGCCAAUAGUGUUUGUGUGUUUUUUUCCAAGGAGCAGCAGCCAGUGACACUGUAAGAGAUAAAGUUUUUGCGAAAAUGAAGUCCCAUCGUUUAAGUUCCAACACUGCGAGUUGAGACUAAACAAAGCUGCUCGCCUCCAGACAAGCUUAUCGUCUCCGGACAGACAUUUCCUCAAUAAUCGUCCGGCUGUCUUUGCUACGCUUCACCUCACGUCAUGUUUCCUCUCACAUGAAUCAUUGCUUCCCGUGUGACAGAGGAAAAUUUUAAUAUUUGCAUUUCCCUCUGGGUUUAGCAUAACAGUCUGCUAUUCAAAUAUGCUGCUGGUCAUUAUGAAGGAAAAAUUAAGAGUAAACAAAAAGUUGAGGCAGAGGUGUUUAUAUGGGUUAAAGUGAAACCAAGAGCAAGCUGGGGUGCUGCAGAGUUCAUGAUGCUUUUUUUCCACCCUUCAGUCUGUGGGUUAGAGGUGGAACUUCUCACUUGAACACUCCCACAGGGCUGACAGCGAGCUGCGGCGCAGAGAGGGGAAACUUGGCAAACAAAAAGCUGUGAGGUUCACUUCUGAGAAGAGCGUCGUUUUACUGCGAGGCAAAACAACAUGAGGAAACUUUUCAUUCUCCUUCUCCUGUUUGCCCUUUUUGUACACGGGACACUUCAGAAACAUGGAAAAAAGAAGAACUUGCCGGAGAAAGUGUUCCCUCAGCCCAGAGUGUUUUUAGGAAUCCGUCCCACACUGUCUGACGCCCAUGGCACCCAGCCUCCCAACGCCACUGAUCCUCCGUCUCUGCAGGGCUUAAGCGACACUGCCGUAGGGUACCUCAAAGGACUCCUGAGCACCAGAGUCAUCCCCGUCAUCUACCUGCUGGCGGUGAUCGUCGGGAUCCCGACCAACAUCACCAUCCUGUGUUUGCUCGCCACCAAAAUUAGGAAGGUGUCGUCCGCCAUCCUCUACUGCAGCCUGGCCGCCUUCGACCUGUUACUCCUCGUCUCUCUCUUCUUCAAGGCUCACUACCAUCUCCUCGGAAACAACUGGGUGCUCGGAGAAGCCGCCUGUAAGGUGGUCACCGCCUGUUUCUAUGGUAACCUCUACGGCUCGGCCCUGACUCUGGCCUUCAUCGCCGUCAAGCGCUACAUGGCGGUGGUACACCCGUUCAUGUUCAAAACGCUGCCCAAGAAGAGGUGCAUGGCCUUUGCCGUCCUGGUCCCGUGGCUGGCCUUCGGCGCCUCCGUCGUUCCCCAGGUUUUGGUCCAACAGACAUUUUGGGUCUCCCAGCUGAACCGCACCACCUGCCAUGACGUGAUGCCCCUGAAAUCUGACUCUCACAAGUUCCUGCUCUUUUGCAACCUGACUCUGGCGGUUCUGUGCCUUCUGGUGCCCAUGGUUGUCACCACAGUGUGCUUCAUCAAAAUCCUCACCGCCCUCAACCAGUCGCACUAUGACUGGGCGAUGUACAUCAAGUCCAGCUCUCUGGUGUUUACCAUCUUUCUGCUGUGCUUCCUUCCCACUGGUGUCCUGCACUUUCUCCAUUAUGUGCAGCUGUCUGCGGGAGGAGCAGAGAGUCUGUACAAAUAUUUCAACAUGGCGGUGUGUCUCUGCUGCCUCCACGCUUGCCUGGACCCCUUCUUCUUUUUCCUCAUGUCCAAGUCUGCAGGAAGCAAAUUGUACUUUCUGACCUUCAAAGGCAAGAACGUCAGUGUGUCAUUCUGAAAGACAAUAAGGGUGUUUUCACACCUGAUAGUCCUUUAGACUCGGUUCGAUGGGGUAACGUGUUACAUUUUCAACAUUUGUUACAUUUUCAACUGGUGCGGUUUGCUUUCACACUAAACUGUGUCAAACGAUCCCAGCCUUUUGAAAAACCUGUCUGGGCGCUGCACCAAGAACCGCUGAGGGGAAUUAACAUCCUACUUUGCAAAGCGUAAACAAAAAUGAAGUAGGGUCAUAAUUUAGCAAUUGUAGGACGUCUCUUUUGUCUUUGGUAAAAGACCAUGAGCCGUUUCUCUCGCUACCGCUUUGGAGCGAUCUCAUGUCUGCUUGCAUUCACAUAUGCAUUCGAACCGCGCCACAGUUAACUUCAACAGAACUGAGACUUAGGUUUUUUUAGGCCGAGCAGAGUUUGCUUCUUACAUCCGCAUCAGAGUUCGAUUAGGCCAUGAACACCUUAACAAACGAAUCGGACUUUCGGGGCAAAUGAACUAGAGUUCAAUUAACGUGAACUAAACAGUCCUGGUGUGAAUGCACCCUAAAUGUUUUAAAGAAAACUGACAAAUUUCAUGCUUUCUGUGGCUGGAACCCAAAGAGAAAGUAAAUCGGUUUAAGGGAGCAUUAGCCUUGAUGCAACGGUUGUUUUGAAAGUAGCACUUUUCUUUUCAAUAAAUGUUUAUGACAGAUUGGUUUAAUGAAACCUGUACCUUUAUUACCAGUUUGAUGUUAAUGUUACAAAAUAGUUGAAAGCAUUCUUAAAUGUAAUUUCUUUCAAGCUGAUAAGUACGGAGCCCCUCUGCUGACACUGGAGACGAAAAAACCCCCCAAAAACUACUCACACCUCUUGAAGCUCUUUUACAUUUGGAAAAGCAGCAUUUUGUUUGGAUUUAAUAAUAAUGCCUGAAGGUUUAUGACUGUUUGAAAAUGUUUCACAAGGGGCAGACAUUGCAAAUUAGCUUUGGCUACAAAUGUUAGCAUGUAAGGUGGUUGUUAAUACCUGGGACUUGUUCAUAUCGAAAUAUUUAAUUCAAUUCAAAGCCACUAAAACCAAAUCUUAUUUUAAAAAACCAUUAAGGAUCAAAGUGCUGUACAGAUGAGUAAAACAUAAAAAAAGAUUAAAAUACAAGAUUAAAAAGGCAUUAAACAGAUGCAAUCAUAAACAUAAAGGAGAAUCAAAUAAAUGAGUAAAUAAUACUUGCAACAUCUCAGAUGGCGUCGAAAAAAAGAUGGGUUUUAUGACGGGAUUAAAAAAUGUUCCAUCAUGCUGUAACUAGUUUAAAUUCCUAAGAAAGCU
Messenger RNA from Xiphophorus hellerii (green swordtail), 3089 nucleotides. RefSeq names its product proteinase-activated receptor 3. Gene Ontology annotation, molecular function: thrombin-activated receptor activity. Gene Ontology annotation, cellular component: plasma membrane. The coding region runs from base 692 to 1801 and encodes 369 amino acids. Gene Ontology annotation, biological process: positive regulation of Rho protein signal transduction; blood coagulation; phospholipase C-activating G protein-coupled receptor signaling pathway. The record is from RefSeq and is a predicted model, not a curated record. The transcript is spliced from 2 exons. NCBI's taxonomy places the organism in Eukaryota, Metazoa, Chordata, Actinopteri, Cyprinodontiformes, Poeciliidae.